CAUGUAAAUUAUAAAAUUAUUGUAUUUGAAAUAGUUAUAUAAAUAUUUAAGUAUAUGAUUAACAUUAAAAAUAUAUACCACUUAUAUUCGAAAACAAUAAUUUAUGUAUAGAAAAGUGAAAACAAACACCCGUACGGUUGCACGGGUCAAAAUCUAGUGUAUAUUAAAUUUAGAGUCUUUUUUAUUUAAGUUUAGAGUCAAAUCCAGUGUUACAAUAAAAUCUCAUAUUAUCAAUGUAUAUUGGAUUUUAUUAGAUUCCAGUUAUGAGAGAUUUUUCUGGAUUUAAUAUACUUUUAUCUGUAGAAGACUAAAACAAAUACAUUUUUUUCAUAUUUCCAGUAUUUAAAAUAUAUAACUUCACUAUUUUUUGUCUUUUUAUAAACUAUAUUAUUCAUUUUUUCAUUGUAACAUUUAGACAUGAGCAUUAAGAUUUCCGGGAUGAGUUUGAAUCGGUUUUUAUUGGGUCCAUGUCUUUCAGAGAGAAGUUUGGACCCAUAUAGAUACCCAUAAAUUUAUAUUUCGUGUUGAGUCGGUUCAACUGAUUAUGGAUCAGGUCAGAUCGGUUUUAAAUAGUUUAUACCUAAAAUAUCUUAAAAAUUGGGUAUAUUUCUAUUUAUUUUUUCAGUUCUUUUUAAUCUAAAAUUGGUCAAAUUUAUCCUAAAAUAAGAUAAAUAACCAAAAUUGAGUCAGAAAAUAAUUAAAAUUAAAAUUUUAAGAUUCAAGCUGAACAUUGAAAGUUAUAUACUACUUGAUUUUUUCAAAGCAAAUUCUACAAAAAGAAUGGAUUGGUAAAAAAAUAUGCAAUGAAUUGUUUUACUAAAAAUAUUUUAACUGAAUUUCAUUUUCUUAUUGAAUUGAUAAUACGAAGAAAUUUAUUAAAAUAUAUAAUAAUUUAUCUAUCAUGUAUUAGAUGAUUUAACUAAAUCUAUUAAAAUACUUGCCAUUACAAUUACACUAAAAUAAACUGAUCUACUCAACACCUCUUCAAUGUAUUUCAUAUUCCAUCUAAUAAGAAUUUAAUCCAAUAACACCAGAUUUGAUUAUAAAUUUAAAAUACAUUCAACUCUACUAAAUUAUAAUACUCCAUCCUUUCGAAAAGAUACAUAUUCUAGAAUUUUUUUCUGUUUCAGAAUGUUAUAUUUUUGUAUUUCCAAUGCACUUUUUAUCAAUUAAUAAUGAUUAAUUGUAAACUUUAAGAAAAUUAAUUGCAUUUUCUGAAUUUUUAUUGGUUUAAAAUUAUAGGAAAUAGAUAAUGAUAGAAAUUAUGUAUUUAAUAUUGAAAUUAAAUAUGUUUUAUUAAUCUGUGUGAAAAACCUAAAAUAUGUAUCAUUUUGAAAUGGAGGAAUUAUUCAUUAACACCAUCUUAAUGCAUGAACAAAAACAAAAACACAAAAUAUAUAAAUUCAAUUGAAUCUACAUUUACAACAAUAAUCAAACUGUAAUCCUGUAGUUACAUUGUCAGAAGAAAUUCUCUUACUACAGCGCUAAAAAAAACUCAAAUGAAUUUUUAAGAUCUCAUAUUACUAUUUAAUAUAUAAUUUAGUUAUAUAAUUAAAUAUCCUUUUCUUUUUAAGUGACCAAUCCAAUUAUAAAAUGAUACUCCCUCUGUUCCUAAAUAUAUGAUGUUUAGAAUAGUUUUUAUGUUCCAUAUGUAGGAUGUUCUCAUAUGUCUAGGUAGCUUUAAGUUUAUCAAAAACUGUGUAACCAAUCAAAUUUAAUAGUUUUAUUUUGUAAUUGGUUGAAUAGUUUUAAUUUAAAAAUUUAAUGAUACUUUUUAGAAAAAAAGUAACUUUCUUAAUAAGUGUGUUUUACCUAAAAAUCUUAUAUUUAGUAACAGAGGGAAUACUAAACAUGUUUAGUAAUAUGUAGAAUUAUAGUAUAAUUGUAACCACAUAUAUCUUGCAAAAUUUUUAAAAAAUCUCGGAUUAUAUUUUUGAAACCUUAAAAUCAUGUAUAUAUAUAUUAGGGCGUAGUCCAAACUCUUCCCAGUUUACAAAAUUAAAGAGAAAAAUAUAUAUUUUUUUUUUAACACCAAGAGAAAAAGUAUAAUUUGCAUAAAACUAAGUAUUUUCCUUUGUCUUGUAUACUAUAUAAACAUGUGUUAUUAUUAUUCCUUCCUAAGCAUGACAUGUUUAACGCAUACUUAAAUAUCUUGCUUGCAACACAAGAACACAGAAAAUGGUACCUAACCUCACGGCUUAGAAUUUCGGUCCUGGAUCUUGGACUCCGUCGACGUGAACUGUGUCUCCGGUUACUGGUUCAUAAUGGUGCUGAUCGGUGCAGUGCUGGUGGUGUUGAGACGCAAUGCCUCCCGUUUUACAUUCACUCCUAAUCUCGGCUUGCCACGUUCUCCACUGUUUGGGUCUGAUACCUAAUUCCAAGUUGCAACGAGACUACGUCGAUGGCCUCCUGAGAACACAUCUGCAACUCAAGGUGCAAUUUAAGUGACUCUCAGAUCAGGGCGGCACAAAUCGGUGGUCGACGGUGGUGGUUGGUGGUGAAGAUACGUGAACGAUGGUGAAUAUAUACAUGCAGCUGUUGAAUCGGCUGGGAUAAAUGGUGGAUUACGAUGACUCCUUUGAUGACUACAUGGAUCGCCGGUGACUUGUGGCUCAUGGCGGUGACUGGUGGUGGUGAUGUGUCACAUGUGGUGAUGUAACCGUGACUGAACCAGCAGGUGACUUGGAGCAGGAUGCCUAAACGAACUAGAUGAGCUAAGUGACACUAAUUUGGAGCACAAUGAGCUGAAUGAGCUAAGCUACAUUGAGGUUGUUAUGGACCGAGCUAGAAAGGAAGAAAUUCGGCCCAAACCUGAUGAUAGAUCAGAGUUGUCUUUCUCAGUCAAAAAGGAAACAAAGAUCCAUUCUCCUUGUCUAGAGGUCCAAUCACAAGAUCACAAACCAAGAGACUGAAGGAAGCUAUUUAGUGUCUGUUUACCUGAACCAGGAUCAAAACAAUUCAAAAAUCAAGUGAAAGUGCCAGCCAAUUUAUUCAACUAUUCAGUCUCCAAGACCACCUAGGAUUUAUCUCUUUCGUUUUUUGUUUUCUACAAGUCAUUAGGAAAACUGUGUUCUUUUCUUCUACAUAAACUCAUGUAUUGUUUCUGAAUUAUUCAUUCACUUUUGUCAAACAAAUCUCUUUUGUCUCUGUAAAUCCCUUGUUUGUCUUUGAACAUUGACUACUUAGGAGGGAAAUCUCUGCAAGCAACUAUCGUUUUUUAUCAUUGUUUGUGGGAACGCCUCUCACGAUCAAAGACAAAUCUACACAAAUGUUGAUCAGUCAUAUAUCCACACUGCAGUCCAUCCAACCCUAUUCCAUCCCUCAUCAAUUUAAUUGUGUUAGUAACCAAUUUGAUCAUCAAAACCAUCCUGAUUGUGCUAGUAGCCAUCAGAAUAUCAACCCAAAAUCGACCCUCAAGAUCAAUAAAAGGGAUUAAACCAUCAAGGAUUUCAUUAAGUGUGUCACAUGUGGUGGCUCCUCUCUCACUCACGCAUCAAAAAGGGCUGCUGCCCUUUGUAGAAGGAGAUGAAUACACAUGUAUAUAUUAAUAUAUAUGUAUACGGUAUACCACGUUUAGUGAAAGGGAAACAAAUAUUUGAACCAGACUUGGUUUAGUAAACCAGGUUGUUAACAUAAAGUUUUGAAAUCAAAUUCUUCUUUCCGAAAAAUCCAUAUUUUUCUAGAUGUUAACAUAAAGUUUUUUUCCUGCUCAUUAAUUAAUUUACUUUUUUGUCAAGUAACGAAUUUUAGGUAAAAAGAAUUGAAAUGAUGAUACUUUUUUUGUUACUUUGAUGUAUGUUAUUUUAGGUGCAUGAAACAUAGUGAACAAUCAUUGAGUUCUUUUCUAGAUCCAAUUUUUCACCACGUCAAUAUCCAACUUUGGUGUAGCAUUUGAGUUGAGAUCGUUGAUUUCGAAUACACUUCUAUAUAUUGUGGAUGCGUCUUCGUGCUAAUAUUAUAUCACGGUCAAUAAAAUUUAGUAUUUAGGUUGUUAACAGAUAUACAUGUUGUUAGUUCGUUGUAUGUUUCCGUCAGAAGGCUUUGAUUGGUAAUAUAUAUUACUAAUGACUCAAAAAAUUUACCAAUCAUGAAUUAGUUUUAAAUUUUUUAAGUUGUGUUUAAGUUGUAAUAUAUUAUUAUUCAGUUACAAUUUGAAGUUAUAACCUUUGUAAAAAUAAUAAAUCAAAUAUUAAAUUGUUGAGUUAGAGAAUUUUUUAGGUUUUCUAAUAACUACCCACGUCCAUUUUCUUAUUUCUAACAAAUUCAACAAUUUACAAAAAAAAAAUGAUCAUAUAGUUCAAUACAUAGUUUUAUUAAUUAAUAAACUAUAUUUAAUCAUUUAACAUUAGCUAUCUACUAGUUAGCCAAAGAUUUCUCAAAAAAUAAUCACUAAAAUUAGUUAAUCAAAACUGUUUCUAUAUUUUAAUUGUUAAUUUUGUUUGGUAACUAAAAUUUACGUCCAUAAAUUAUAUAUAUAUAUAUAUAUAUAUAUAUUCAAGUUAAUAUAUUUUAUUUCUCUCUACAAUUUUCUUUAUUGAAAUUAUUUAUAUUAAUUUUAUAUUUCAAAAAUAAUACAUACUACCGUUUAUACAUCAAAAUUUUUACCUAUUAAUUAUGUUACUAAAAUAGUAACUUAUAAUACAGCAAUUUUUUUUGAAUGAAUCUGAAAAUUUAUUCAAUCCAAAUUUUUUGUUUUUACAAUGACUGCUUUUUUGUUUUUGACUUUGAAAGCUAUCAAAGGUUUAAAAAAACGAGCAUAUGUGAUGAAAACAGAGCAUGUAUCCAUCUGAUCUCUAGUUUCUUCUCAAACUAAACCACAACCCAUAGCACCAUCAUAUCUGCUACGAUCUUCUUCCCCAGAGACAAUAUGUGGUUUCGAACCGUUUUGUCAAUAUUUUGUUGGAUUUGUGUUUGCCCCAUGCUUACUUCACCAUGACAUCUUCUAUAUCUCUCCCACCAUAUGGUGUAUAUUGUAGCUUGAAAGACAUAGCGUAAUGUGAAGAGGGGAGUGUCAUCCUUUAAGAAACCCACGAUCAACUCAAGGAUUCGACUCCACUCGUUUGUAUAGCUAGAGCCCAGCAGCGCCGAAGUACAAAAAUCUACAACAAACUCACUAAAUAAAUCUACAGCUUCUACUCCAUAAUUUUUACUAUAAAUUACAUCAAAUCAUAAUUUUUAGCGUAAAUCAACUUUAAUACUAGCCUCAAUAAUAUACAAGAGACGUUUCACACAUUGUAUCGUUUAUCUAUUAAUGUGGUUUAUCUCUCUUUUUUUGGUGUCUGAUAUUAUGUGAAUGAGUGGCUAAACAUCGUCAUUAACUUUAACAAAUACUGCAAGUGAAAUGACAAGUAAGAUGGUAUACACUAAGGGUUCGACUGGUACCAUUCUGGAAUCAAGAAGAACGAAUAGAAAAGGAACAUAAAGGAAUUCAUUCUUAAAUUUAACAAGGAAUAUUUUUGUUUUUUAUUUUUCUACAAAAAAAAAAGAAUGGUAGGGAAUGAGAAGAAAAAAUUAUUCCUUAUGAAUGAUGAUAUUUUUUAGGAACGUUAGGGAAUACAUUAUUCCUCGCCGUUUUCUGGUUACCUUUCAUAUGCGUCAGACAAUUUGGGGACAUGAAUUACCUAGAUAUGUUUAGUUGAUAGGAGAAAAUUAUAAUGAGAUUACUUCAAAGUUUUGCAUAGAAAGGCCCAACUUAAGAUUAGAAAUUUAUACUUUCAGGCUUUAGCAAACUAAUUAUUUAUUGUUUUAAAAAAACAAAAAAAACAAACUAAGUAUUUAUUGAGACAAUCAAAACAAUAAUAAAAGGAGGAUAUGCUCACCGGAGAGCCCCUCCACGUCAGCACUUAUAUUUGACCAAUAGUGUGUGUUCGUUUGUCCACGACCAACAGACGCUAUCUGAACUUGGGCUUCACAUUUUAAUUGAUUCAUAAUAAGCUCAUUCUCGUGCGUAGUCCAAGAUCAGCCUCAUCUCACCACUUACACUUACGAUCCCUUGCGGCGAUUCAUCUCUUCGACGACUCAUCACUUCGCCGUUACUCCUUUUCCAUGGAUCGAUCAAUCGGCACCGUAUUCAUGAGUGAAUCAUCCUCUGGAGAACUCAUUAAUGUGUUCUUUUGCCUAUCUUCCUUCCAAUCUCUAUAUAACCUUCAUAUCUUCUCCAGAUUAGUUACACACACAAAUAUCUCAAACCAUGAAUUCCAACAGUCAAGCACCUAUUUCCGGCGAUGUUACCACGACGAAACCAAACGGAAAAGACGUUGUCUCCUCCGCCGAGCCUGUCAAACGAGUCGGUCAAACCGGAGUCUUUCUCGCCAGAUCUGCUUCUGGCGUUUCAAAAUCUAAGAAACCAGUCGGCAGAGCCGUUAUCUCCUCUACCGAUACGGCCAACCGAGCCGGUCAUCCCGGAGACCCUCUCGCUACAGCUAUCUCCGGCGAUUCCAAGUCCAAGAAAUCAAGCGGCAAAGCCGUUGCCUCCUCCGCCGAGCCGGUCAAAGGAACCCGUCAACACGGAGUCUCUCCCGCUAUCGCUGUCUCCGGCGAUCCAAAGUCCAAGAUACUCAACGGCAGAUCCGUCGUCUCCUCCUCCGCCGAAGUACUGUUCUUCAGAGAUGUCAAGUACGGACCACAAGAAGGCGAGCUAAGGUUUCGUCUGAUACAUUUUUGGGAGGCUCGGAACGCACUCACGAAGGUCCUGUUCGGUCUCGAAAUGAUUCUGAUCGACGGACAGGUCUAUUCCAACGUUUAUGAUUUCGUAUUGGUUUUGCUUUUCCGAUCAAAUAAUAACAUUCGUCGCUUUGUUUUUUGUUAUCAACAGGGUACUGUGAUCCAGGGGUUCAUCCCACCCAACAGGAUCGAGACCUAUUUGCCACAUAUGUUCGCUGGUUCCGUCUACAGGCUUAAUAACUUUUAUGGAUCUAAAAGCAAGACUGUAUACCGAGUUGCUGAACCAUUAGUGACGAUUGCUUUCUCAUGGAACUCUGUGCUCUCACCUCUCGAGAACAGUCCGAUUCCGUUUCCUGAAGACCGGUUUCGUUUCUAUGGUUAUGAGGAGUUUGAAGCGGCCUGUGACCUCAAGGGAGAUCUUUAUGGUAAUCUUCUCUCGAAAUCUUUUGUUUAUCACUUGAUUGGUUUGGAAUACGGGGUCCUUUAGUCGUGUAGGUUUAGGUUUGUUAGUAUGAUAUACAAUAAUAAGUAUUGAUUUAUCUUAUGGCAGAUUAUGUCGGUCACAUGAAACUGGUGAAUGAGCAGACCUUGAGUGAUAGUCUUGUGCUUGAUGAAGUCGAGAUAGCUUCUUCCAGGAGAAUUUUGGUCCAUGUCCAGACGCAUGAGUGAGUUCUCUUUUUAGUUAUCGAUAUCACGAGUUGUAGAACGCAUUGAUAGAUAUUUAGGAACACUAUAAAUAAUAAUUAUACAAAAAAAUAUAAAUAAUAUUUUAUAGAUAUGAUCUCGAGAUUAGAAAUAAAUUAAUUUCUCUUUGAUGGAUUAAAAUUAGUAUAUUGAGUUCUUUUUGUAUAAAAAAAAUCCUAACUACAUGAGUUUGGUUUGAUGCAGUGGUCCUGUCAUGAAGCUGUACAUAUGGGACAAGGUUGCUGUAGACUUCUGUGAGAAGUUUAAAGCGCUUGGAAAACCUCCAACCGUUAUUCUGGUUACAACUGUGAAUCCAAAACGUUUUGGAGGUUAGUAUUACCUAAACUUGAUUGUGGUUUAUUGAUGUUAGUAGGAGGCGUGUGGAACAUUGGUUAUUUGCUAAAUUUAUUUUUGUUUGGUAUGGAACAUUGGUCAUAUUGCAGGUGCCUUAACUCUGUCAUCUCUAUCCUCAUCGCGUGUGUUUUUUGAUAUGGAUGUUCAAGCAACCCGGGAAUAUCUGGCUUGGUAUGUGUUCAUUUAUUGAUUUGGAACAUCUAUUCCAAUUCACCGAGCGAUUAACUUUUAAAUUUUUUUUGUUUCUGAACAUUUACACAGGUUUGAAUCGAACACAGAAGUUGCCAAUAGGGUGUAUGCUGAGAUUGUCACCAAAGCCGAGACGGCUACUAUAGGGGAGCUGUUAUCUUACAUGAUGCAGGAAGAGGCAAAGGUACAAUAUUUGAUUCUUUAGUCCAUACGUUGCGCUAGCUUUAGUUAUUUACGAUCUUCUCUGAUAUAAUUCGCAGGUAGCUUGGUUUGAGUGCACAGCCACUAUUGAUGAUGUUGUGCGUGAUUCGGCAUGGUAUUAUAUUGCUUGUGGUGGGUGCAAGACUAAAGCAACCAAAGGGCCUACCACGCUUAUGUGUAAGAAGUGUGGAAAGACUGAGAUUGUCGGCACUCCAGAGUAUCUCACGAAGAUCUCUGUCUAUGACAACAAUGAUCACGCAAGCUUCGUGCUUCUCGGUGAUGCUAGGCGUGAGUUGACUGGGAUGAAAGCCUCGGAUUUGGUUGAGAGCUACUUUGAGGUAAUUACAUACCUAUCCAUCAUUUAGGUUUAGAAUGUAUUCUUAUACAUGAUUGGCUAUGUAUUAGGCCAAUGAAAACGUCGGAGAUGAUCAUGUCGUCCCGGUGCCACAGUCUCUUACUGAUUCCAUUGGACAGUCUCGCACGUUUAUUAUCAAGGUAUCAAAACACAACCUGGAUGGCAAGACCCAGACUUUGACUGUCACCAAAGUUCUCCCUUUAGAAGUUCCAGCACUUGAAGGCGACAUAGAUGAAGGCGUGGAAGAGGAGCCUGUUGAUGAAAAGGAUGGAGCUGCAGAUGGGAAUGUGAAAAGGAUAUCUGAUGGGAUUGAGUCGGGAGAGACCAAGCGUGCCAAAUGUGACUAAUAAGUUUCUGUUACUGUUUUCUUUGUUUUAAUAAAGACUAUGCUUUGUUUUUUCAUCUUCAGACUUUGCUUUUGUGUCAUUUGAACAAUCUUGGUGUUUGAUAAAGACUAUGCUUUGUUUUAUUCCUUAUUGCUUAAUACUUGGCUAAGGCUAGAAGUAGCUGAUUGAUACC
This is a messenger RNA of Brassica rapa (field mustard), 8965 nucleotides long. RefSeq lists its product as uncharacterized. The record is from RefSeq and is a predicted model, not a curated record. NCBI's taxonomy places the organism in Eukaryota, Viridiplantae, Streptophyta, Magnoliopsida, Brassicales, Brassicaceae.